CAGACUGCUUUCCCUUUUCCGAAAUGCUUUGUUUCGUCCACACAGUUCUAAUCUUGGGGAAGUCCGUCUUCUAAGACUCCAUUGUAGACAAGUGAGGGUUCCGUUCAGUAGCCGUGCGCAACAAUUCCACACUUUUGAAACUCUGGAGCGUACAACCACGAAAGCGGAAUAGAAGAGAAUCAAUCGAUACAUCCAUUAUAUCGGCAACUUGUUAAUGCACCGAUCGUUCCUUUCAUCGAAAGGGGGCCCAGCUACUUUGAUUAUAUUUAUGAUUGGAUCUUGUAGUUGUUUUGGAAACCAUGCUUUGAAAAGCUUUUAUUGAUUUGCUGCCAAUGUAAAAAUAUAUUAUGUAAUCAUCAAGGAGGUCUCAUGGAUUUAAUUUGUCUGUUGUUGACAUUCCUGAAGAUGACCUUUUCACUUUCUAUUUACACUUGUUGUGUGGAUGGACAGAGUUUUCCAAAGUAUGCAAUUUAUGCAGUGUCAUAUGUGAUGUAGGCAAUUUUUUCAUGAUCUAUUUUGUGUGUUUGUUUUUGCAUGUCAUUCACCUGUGCUGGGGAUGAGAUAGGUAAAAAAAAAACCAGUAGGCCUAAAUUUUUUUCUUUCAGAUUUGGUUUCAGUUUCAGUAUGAGAAAUGUUUUAGAGCAAAACAGUGAAAUAAAGUACAGUGUAAUGUUACAUACAUCAUGUACAUCAGAGAAAUAAAAGUAAGGAAAAAAAACAACCAAUAAGCGCAUCUUCCCCCAUUAACACAAAAAAGAAACUGGAGUGGGACUUGUAGUUCUUCUUGCGUCAGAUGCUUUGUUUUUACGACGAAAGAGAACCUGAGCGGACUUAAAUUGGAAAGCUGUUGAUAAAAAACCUAAAACAAGAUGGAUAUAGAUGAUAUGUGUCAAGACAUCUUCAGGCGUCCCGGGUCGACACCGUUUAGCCCGAGGAAGUACGAAGCGGCGCUCAUGAGAUCAGGCUACGAAUCAAGUGCGGAGGAAGGCAGUGUGGACAUUUACGGGGACCUGCAGUCUAUGGACAGUUUUCCGUCAAACCCUGAAUCGUCGGAGCAGUUCAAACUGCUUUCAGAAACGGCGUGCCAUGUGCCAUCUCCAGUCAAAAUUGAGAGAAAAAAUGCGGAUGCAGUCCGUCUUGAUUUGUUCACUGAUGUACUGGCGUCAGAUGUCUCACAGAGGGAAAAGAUGCGAAAGCAAAUGGAGGAAAUGGAGAAUAAGUACCGGCAGCUGGAGGAAGAAAACAAAAGUCUGGCGGCCACUAAAGUGCAGCUGUGUAAGAACCUGUCCUCUCUGCUGCUCACCGCCCGCGCUGAACUGCAACAGAAAGACGAGGAGCUCCACAGGCUGAGGAGGACAGUUGCGGACUACUCGCAGAGACCCAGAAGUCCCGCCGUUGGUGGCUCAGGGUCCGAGUCCGUGCACGGUGCAAGACGAGCUCAGGGUUCUUCAUCGGGGAGAGGAGGCGGAACAGACGACAGGAGGAGGGGACAUAACUACGACAGGCAUGCUGCGCCCGACUCUGGGCCCGCUGAUCAUUACGAGUACAGAACCAGGGAAGAUUAUCAAGUUGGAUCUGAAUCAAGAGAUCCCAUCCGAGCGGAAUCGAGAGACUAUCCAGUGAGAUCCGAGUCUAGAGACUAUCCAGUGAGAUCUGAGUCUAGAGGCAAUCCAGUAAAAUUGGAAUCGAGAAUUGUAUCAGAGCAUUCGCAGGAGAGGAGUGUUGUGUAUGGUAGUCAUCGGAAUCAUCCCAGGACACAGGCACCUUCCGUGGACUCUGAUGCUGCGACUAGUCGCGACCCGAGGGGGGCUCAGGAUUCUGGGUGGGAUCCCCACCAUCAGAGGCUGUCGUCGUGCAAUGUCGGUGGUCGCAGCCAUCCGGAGGAGAGGAGAGAGGACACUUGUUUUGUUUCUGAUUCUUCCGGUGGAGGAGGGGGCAGCGGAAGCCAGUUUGAUUUGCGCAACAAGUUGUCUCGGCGGAGCCAGACCGAGGUACGUACGCUGGUGAACGACGAGUCGGGGGAUAACAACACACGCAACAGUUUAAAGAGAGCGUCGUCUCGAUCGACAGACGAAGCCCCGGCGGAGAGAGGCACUACCAAACCCCCACACCCGUCCUCGGGACGCGACGGCUCAAGCAGACUGUCCCCACCAACGAGCAAGCUGCGGAAGACGAGUGCUUCAUCAAGAGAAAGUAGCAAAAGUUCGGUGAGGGACAAAUUGAAAGUGGAAAUUGGCCAGUCGUAUUCUUUGGCUGGCUGCCAGGGUGUCGCCUCUCGGAGGAAAUCUAGCGAAACGCCGUCACCCAGUUCGAAAGGCAGGCCAGAGAAUGCGGAAAGACAUGGCACGAUAAAACCCAAGAAGAUCAGUUUCUCUCCUGCCUCCAAAGAUCAGAAAACGGGCAAAGUUGGAGAAUCUAGUCGAUGCCUUGAAGGGGAAAGGCCAAGUGAGAAGGGUGAAUCGACUGGUGGUGAGAAACAACGUAGAACAGACAGAGCAGAGGAGUCGUCGCUCCAACCGCAUCCUCCCAUUUCCUCCAGCUCGGGAGCGAGAGACAGUGAGCAGAUGAUGCACGACCACAAAAGCAGACAUAAUGUGUCGGUUCCUGCCUCAAACACAGAGGUGACACCUGGACCCUCCCACGAUUGUGAUGAGACCAGGCUACACCAGACUGUGCCUUGUGAAACACCUGCUGAUAAAUCUGGGAGUGAGGAGAGAAAGAAAAAACUGGAGAGGCAAUCGUCUGGUCAUUCAUCAAAACAGGAUGGUGUUUGUGAGGAGAAGACAAAUUUUGAUGCGUUAUCAGAUAAAAGUCGUCUUGCUAGAGAUAAUGAGAAGCUGUACCUCAAACACAGGCCGUUCAGGUCCGUAAGAUCUACUGCAGCUUCGUUCUUUGGCUCUCUCUCUGACGAAGAAAACAGCUCGGUUUCCAACUCGACUACUCCUUUCACUCACGUAAAUACACCGCUGAAAUCCACACCAGCGACCAGGGAAAGGAGCAAUUCUUACUCAGGAGACAAUACACUUCCUUUUGAAACCAAAGCCUCCGAGGAUACAAAUUCCUCCAAAUCAGUGUCAGGUUUGCACUUUAAGAAGGGCUUUAUCAAGAACUUCAACAACCUGAAUGGGGACAGCACCGCGAGGUCUGAUACAGCUCCGGCUUUUCCCGUCUCGUCGGAGGUACCCACCGUGGAGGUGAUAGACGUGGACCUGGAGGAUGGGAACCAAAACGGCAACAACAACAACAACAACGGCCAAGACUGUGGUGAAACGGACGACGGGCUAUUUACCAAACCCGAGAUCAUGCUAUCGUCCUCCUCCUCCAAGUCCUCGUCCCGCGAGUCCAUGGAUCAAGGCUCGUCUUCCUCCAGCUCCAAGGAGAGCGCGACGAGAGACACCCUGGCGCCGACCCCUGUGAUCACCAACAUCGUGUGUACGUCCAACCUGAUCAUGCUGGGCGAGGAAGAGGCCAGCUCGAGCGCCUUCCCCAGUCCCCACAAGCCGCAGCUGUUACCCUCUGAGUUCUACCCCCCAGGCCAGAGGGGGCAGCUGGCGGACGGAAUCUCACAUUUCAGGCACAUCAGAGGCCCCUCGGAGAUCAUUCGGAGGGUUAGCGUGUCUGAAACAGAGACGUCGGAGCUUCUGUCUGACGGGGGUGCAAAGGAGAGGCUGGGGGAUAUAGCAGAGUCCUCUGAUGAUGAGCCACAAACUGCUUCUGACAAACCGAGUAAAAACAAAGAUGAGAAAGAUCGGGCUUGUAAAAGGAAAACUGAAAGAAAAUCCAAGAAGAAUAAGAAUGUGACAGAGGAACAGCAUAAUAUGGGGGGAUCAACUGGUAAAGAGUCUCAAGUCGACACAGACAAGGCAUCGAGGAAAAAAGAUGAACGGGAUGCAAGUGGAGCUGGUAAAAGUCGCAUCCGAACGACUGAGAAUAAGAUCUCCGGUGAAGAAAAGUGUAGUCGUAUUGAGUCCUCGGAGACCGUGCCCGAAGUAAAAAUUGACGGCAACAAGACUUCACGGGACAGAAAAGGGAAUGGGACUAGCAAGAGCAGAGUUCAGGACAAAAGUAAAGAGAAGAAGAAAGAGAGUAUGGACCAGUGUGAUAAAUCAGAAUCUUUCACCAAAGUACCGCAGCUUGAUGAGAAUACGGUUGUUGGGAAUAAAACGGAAAGAGUGCAAUCUAGUAAAGGCAAAGAUCACAUCAAAACUACCCAGAGUAAGGAGCUGAGGGAAGAAGGCAGUAGUGGUAGAACUUGUGUGGAAGGUAUGAAGACUUGCCCCAUAGAAAAUCCUAAAGGAAGGAAAGAGCAAGAGAAAAGAGAAAAGGCUCCCCUUGUGGAAGGUCCCAAAGGAAGGAAGGAGCAAGAGAAAGAAGCCAAGUCUCGCCUUGUGGAAAAUCCCAAAGGAAGGAAGGAGCAAGAGAAAGAAGCCAAGUCUCGCCUUGUGGAAAAUCCCAAAGGAAGGAAGGAGCAAGAGAAAGAAGCCAAGUCUCGCCUUGUGGAAAAUCCCAAAGGAAGGAAGGAGCAAGAGAAAGAAGCCAAGUCUCGCCUUGUGGAAAAUCCCAAAGGAAGGAAGGAGCAAGAGAAAGAAGCCAAGUCUCGCCUUGUGGAAGAUCCCAAAGGAAGGAAGGAGCAUGAGAAAGGAGAAAAGGCUCGCCUUGUGGAAGAUCCCAAAGGAAGGAAAGAGCAUGAGAAAGGAGAAAAGGCUCGCCUUGUGGAAAAUCCCAAAGGACGGAAGGAGCAUGAGAAAGGAACAAAAACUUGCCUUGUGGAAGAAACCUAUGGAGAAAAUGAUAUGGAGUUGUCAGUCUCGGACAGCGAAACACAGGAAGAGGGAGGGCUGCAGAAUCUGGAGAGUGAGCCAGAAGAAACGAAGGCCUGGAUGCGUGUGGUGGAAAAGCAGUGUGAAAAUGUUCUCAAGAAAACGCUGCAAGCAUUCAAGAAGGAAAUGUUCCAGAGUGGUAAAGUGAACAAAAGCAGACUGGAGAAGAGGCUGCAUGGUUUAGAAUUUUACAAAGCCGUUGAACAAGGACAAGUUAGUCAUGUGUCCAAGAAGCCAGAGUUUUCUCUAAGUGGAAAAAAACGGGUUUCCACUUUGUCUCUGCAAGAAAAAGACGCUGUAAAGUUUGUACAAAAUUCUUCUAGUGCUAGAGAAAAUUAUGCUGUCCAGUCACAUGUAGAGAGUCAAGAGACCGGUGACACAGGCACUACUUCAGUGCAGAGGCUGUGUGGGCGCCUGUUGUCUGCAGCAGAAGGUGGAUCAACUAAUCCAGUCAGCCUGGAGGAGGGAGAGGCAUCUCUCAGUGACCAUCAAGACAACCGACCUCCAGCUAUCUUCCGUCAGAGAAAGCAAGAUGCCAGGACUGGUGCUACUGUCGUCCAACAGCAGUGUCGUGCGUCUCCCGACAGUUUCCUGGUCACCUCGUCCGACCAUCACCAGCCCCAACUGUCGAGGUUGGCGUCUGUCGCAGCGUGUCGUCAGCAGAGUUCCUCCCCACUGUCCCAUCACCUGGAGCCGGACAGCACCAGCGAUCCCUGGACAGACUCGCAGAAAAUUGGUGACCAGUCUAGCUUGGAGAACCCUCAGACUCGAAGCAGUCCUCCUCCAAGGAGGGAGAAGCAUCCCCGAGCUGAGAAAGUCCCAGCUGCCCUUGAGAAAUGUGGAGAAUUGAAGAAACGCCAGUCUAGUCUAGAUACAGGUGAUAAAUCAGCACGUUCUUUUUCCAGCCUGGAAGCGGUGAAUUGUGAGAGUGCUGAGAAAGUUAGUUUGGUCGCAUAUCAGCUCCAUCUCUCUUCUGGCAGCAGUAAUGAGGAUGACAGUGAUAAAGAAAUAGCUGCUUCAAGAAAGAAAAGUAAACCGCGGCUGGAAGAAAAUCAUAACAAAGCCGGAGAAACUGGGCCAGGAAGGCCGUGCCUUGUGUCAAAGUCGGCGAAGUCUUCCUCUGAGGCGGAGGAAUCUGACGACACGACUCCCACAGGUACACCUAAAAAGGUCAAAGUGCGGAGAAGUGUUAGCGAAAGGUCCCGGAGAAUGAGGACAUCGAACUGUGAUUUGGAAAACAAGGAGGAAAAGAUUGUUUGCAAGAAAAGGUCUCGCAGUGAAUUUGAAAACAAGAGGGAGAAGUCUGUGAGGAGGAAGAGGUCCAGUGAUGAGUUCAAAAGUCAGAGAGAUACGACAUUUGUGCUGGAUGAGGAGGCGAGAGAUGGCCCUGACGUGAGACCAGGACCGGAGAUUGUUCACGCCGUGCCGGCUUUUGCCCUGGCUGAGAUCAGUUUGAUGGAUGGAAGCCUGUCUGAGUUUGACUGUGACGUUAAAAGCCUGAAGCCGAUGCCCAGAGCCAGUGACAAGGAAAAUGCAAAUAGAAUGUUGGAAGCCAGCGGUAUUAGAAGUUUUAAAAAGCCAGAGGCUGAAGAAGUAAAAAGUGACGCAGGAAAACCCAAGGCUUCAAAAGGCAAAGUGAAAAAUACACAUUCAGAAGAUUCUGUCUCUUCAGACUCUUCUGUUGAUGAAGUACAAGGCUCAGGUGACCAGCAUUCAGAAGGUACAGAUUUUUCACCAGUGAAGAAGUCAGCUGCUCCUGUGAGACACUCAGAGACUGAACGCGAUGUUUCUACUGAAGAUACCAAGCCCCAGGAAAAUCCAAGUCCCAUAAAACACUUCAGAAUGGUGAAGAGUGCGUCGUCAAAAAGUGAGAUGGUUGAGGGAGAGCCAUGCACUAUAAAAGACUUUAGGGAUGCAGGGAAAGAAUCGGCCAAGAGCAGCUUGGUUCAAGAGGUGUCUUCGCCAGAAGGCAGUUCAACAUGUGCUCGGCAAUUGGCCUGGCAAGAUUUAAUAAGACGGCAGUUGGUGAAAACUGCAGGUGCUACUAAAACUACCACAUCGCUGAAAAAGGCAGCUGAUUUAUGCAGUGAUGAAGACAUUCAGGGAAGAGUUGAAACUAUGCAAGAAUUUGACCACAACGACCCAUUUCCCGACAGUCGGGUUUCAAAAGUUGGCAACGCCCUCAGUGAAUCGGAGAUCGCCAGGGCAGCCAUGAUGGCGGAGCGCAGUCAGUUCAUGAGUCCGUACAUCCACGUGGUGUCGGACGUAGACACGUGCGGGACCCCGACCAGCAGGCGUGAUGAGCCAGACAGUCUAUUCCUGGACAGGACUGGUCACGACGAUCUUUUGUCUGGUGAUGAACUGUCGGACGGGGAUGUCCAGAGUCCUCGGAGAUCUUCUACCGCAGAACUCGGCAAAGAUCAAGCGUGUAUCUCACAGUCUGAAAAGAAAAAGGUGGGCAGCAAGAGUAGAAGCGAGACGGGGAUAACCCAUGGCAGUGGACAUGCCAGUGGUCGUGGCAAUGUAUGCCCAGAACACCAGUCCGAUAUGGAGGAAGGAGAAAUAUCAGAUGACAAUGACUCUAUGUCCCCAGCUUGGGACAACCCUCAGAAGACAAAAGUCUCGGUUUCUGAGGCGAGGCAAGAAACAACAAACAAAACUUGUGCAGCAAAACGUGACUGUGAGAACACACCAGAUGGUAGGCCCAGCUCUGUGAAAGCCAAAACCUUACCCCGUAUACCAAAAUUAAAGACACGAAGUCCUAGAAAAUCUAUCGGUCAAAGCAAUGGGUGUGAAAAUGAAAGUACUCCCUUUGAGUUGAAAAAACAGUUCAUUGCUACCAAACGACGCAAACAGCUUGAGGGCCGUCGAAAAGAACAAGCCUCUAUGUCUGCUCAUUUGAGACAGGGUACUUAUGAAGACAAGAGGAGACUCGUAUCACCUCGAGAAGUUCCAGUCGCAGAUUUAUCUGCGAAACUGCAAAGCUCACGUGCGAGAAAUGCUGAAGGGGGGAGGAAGAGGAGACCGUCUUCCUCUGAAGCAAGCGCUGGUGAAAAAGGUUCUGAGCAUAAGCAUCGUACAUACAGUGAAUGGCAGGAGAGGAAAGCCAAACAAAGUACAUCAGACAGACACAGCAGUGAGAGGGGGUACUGGGCGGAGGAUGCGGACCGCAGGAAGAGGGCUUGUGGCGAGCAUGAUGUCGUGGAGAGGAUGUCUCGGGGAGGUCGUGAGAGUGACAGGUCAGCAAGAGGAGGGAGGGGGAGGGCUGGGAGAGAAUCUGACCGACAGAACGAGGGCAGGAGAUCGUUGUCCAGAAGUGAGGGCAGAAAGAGUAAAGACAACAAAGGCAAAGACUGUGGCUUGGUUGGUGUUGGGGAGCAGAGAAAGUUUACGGAGAGAGGCUUGCAUAGUAAGAGAUAGAUCACGAGGAGGGACGGAUAAUCUGACCACUGAAUGAGUUCUGAUUCUGAGAAAUAUAUGAUCCAGGACUUCUCUGAGACGAAACAUGGGGACAUAUUUUGACGAACGAGUAGACUCUCUUCACAUGAUCAUAGUUGUUUCGCUGGCCACUGGGUGUGAGAGCAGCAGUCAGUAAUUGGUUAUUUUGUUCCCAACACUACUGUUACUUUGGGUUUUCAGACCACUCAGCUUGUUGCUUACUUUCAUGUUUUUUGUUGCAGCACUGCAGUUAAAGCUGUGGGUGGUUAGAGGGCACCACUGGUAGGUCCUACUUCUUA
Aplysia californica (California sea hare) is the source of this 8557-nucleotide messenger RNA. RefSeq names its product zinc finger CCCH domain-containing protein 13. The record is from RefSeq and is a predicted model, not a curated record. The transcript is spliced from 5 exons. Lineage: Eukaryota; Metazoa; Mollusca; Gastropoda; Aplysiida; Aplysiidae. Bases 870 to 8240 code for a protein of 2456 amino acids.